CGGAGUCUCUGCCAAUGAGAUUAAACGGGUGGGUUCUAUUUUAAGGGCGUAGGGUGGUGCUGCUGUAUUUAAACCCCCAUCUCGGGGAUGUUUGAUUCAGAAGCACCUUAAGGAGAAUUUUGACGAAGGUUGGUUUGCAGCGAUCAUCACAGUCUCUUCCAAAAUGUCUGACAAGCCGGUCAUUAAAGAGGAUGUGGAGAAGUUCAACAAGAAGAGUCUGAAGAGGGUUAGUACUGAGGAGAAGAACACGCUUCCAAACCAAGAAACCAUCGAGCAGGAGAAGAAAUUAAAUGCUGAAGGGAGAACAUGAAGGAGGAACGGUCCUGCACCAGCUGCGCAUUCCCUGCGUCUUUACCUGUCCUCCAUCACUUCAACACUUUCACAGCACUCCUUUUGGGCAGGGCUGGGGGAACAGAGGGAGCAACUGCAGACCAUGUGCUAGUGUAGCUUGUAAAAAUCUGCUUUGUGAUUUCACUGCGGGAGGGGAAAGGGGGUUCAUCGCUGACACAUCUUUAAGUGUUCACAUGGGAUUUCCAGCUAGUAUGUAGUGGAUAGAUGUCUUCAAAGAUUAACAUGUAUUGUAUCUGGUGCCACGUAAUUUGUCUUCCUUUUUAAGAAAUGUAUAAAAUAAAUAAUAAAAAAAUACAAAAUGUAAA
Messenger RNA from Acipenser ruthenus (sterlet), 656 nucleotides. Its product is annotated as thymosin beta-15A homolog. NCBI's taxonomy places the organism in Eukaryota, Metazoa, Chordata, Actinopteri, Acipenseriformes, Acipenseridae. Gene Ontology annotation, biological process: actin filament organization; regulation of cell migration. The coding region runs from base 164 to 310 and encodes 48 amino acids. The record is from RefSeq and is a predicted model, not a curated record. The transcript has 3 exons. Gene Ontology annotation, molecular function: actin monomer binding. Gene Ontology annotation, cellular component: cytoplasm.